Molecule: messenger RNA, 1290 nt
Organism: Aspergillus oryzae RIB40
Lineage: Eukaryota; Fungi; Ascomycota; Eurotiomycetes; Eurotiales; Aspergillaceae
Exons: 1
Coding region: 1-1290 (429 amino acids)
Cellular component (GO): cytoplasm; nucleus
Molecular function (GO): RNA polymerase II cis-regulatory region sequence-specific DNA binding
Source: RefSeq, a predicted model, not a curated record
AUGCCACCACCGGCUUCUUCAGUGGAUUUCACCAAUCUGCUGAACCCUCAGAAUAACGAGACUGGUUCUGCACCUUCCACGCCAGUGGAUAGCUCCAAGGCUCCCUCUACCCCGUCCAGUACUCAGUCCAACUCUACCAUGGCCUCGUCUGUUAGCUUACUACCGCCCCUCAUGAAGGGUGCUCGUCCCGCAACGGAAGAAGCGCGCCAGGAUCUUCCCCGUCCAUACAAGUGUCCCCUGUGUGAUCGCGCCUUCCAUCGUUUGGAGCACCAGACCAGACAUAUUCGCACACAUACGGGUGAAAAGCCACACGCUUGCCAGUUCCCGGGCUGCACAAAACGCUUUAGUCGCUCUGACGAGCUGACACGCCACUCAAGAAUUCACAACAACCCCAACUCCAGGCGGAGUAACAAGGCACAUCUGGCCGCUGCCGCUGCCGCUGCCGCUGCCGGACAAGAGAAUGCAAUGGUAAAUGUGACCAACGCGGGCUCGUUGAUGCCCCCGCCCACAAAGCCUAUGACCCGCUCUGCGCCUGUCUCUCAGGUUGGAUCUCCGGAUGUCUCCCCUCCGCACUCCUUCUCGAACUAUGCCGGUCACAUGCGUUCCAAUCUGGGACCAUAUGCUCGCAACACCGAGCGGGCGUCCUCGGGAAUGGAUAUCAAUCUACUUGCCACCGCUGCAUCUCAGGUUGAGCGUGAUGAACAACAUUUUGGGUUCCACGCUGGUCCACGUAAUCACCAUUUGUUCGCCUCGCGUCACCACACCGGUCGUGGCCUGCCUUCCCUUUCAGCGUACGCCAUCUCGCACAGCAUGAGCCGUUCUCACUCUCACGAGGACGAGGAUGGUUACACUCAUCGCGUCAAGCGCUCAAGGCCUAACUCACCAAACUCGACCGCUCCGUCCUCACCGACUUUCUCUCACGACUCUCUUUCCCCAACGCCAGACCACACUCCGUUGGCAACCCCUGCUCAUUCGCCACGCUUGAGGCCAUUGGGAUCUAGCGAACUCCACCUUCCUUCGAUUCGCCAUCUGUCCCUCCAUCACACCCCUGCCCUUGCUCCAAUGGAGCCCCAGCCGGAAGGCCCCAACUAUUACAGUCCCAGCCAGUCUCAUGGUCCCACAAUCAGCGAUAUCAUGUCCAGACCCGACGGAACACAGCGUAAACUGCCCGUUCCACAGGUUCCCAAGGUCGCGGUGCAAGAUAUGCUGAACCCCAGCGCUGGGUUUUCGUCGGUUUCCUCAUCGACGAAUAACUCUGUCGCAGGAAAUGAUUUGGCAGAACGUUUCUAG